AUGGCUGCUUCCACGCCUUACCUUAUCAUACUCUUGUGUGCCGCCAGCCUCCUACAGGCGUCGCUCACGGCAGCGAACCCACCACCACCGCCACAGCAGCCGUGGCGGCUGCCGGAAUCCGAGUCGAGGGCCAGGUUUUCCAGGUGGAUGACCAAGUAUUCGAAGACCUACGCGAACGAAGAGGAUAAGGAGAUGCGGUUCGGGGUCUUCAGGGACAACCUCAACAAGAUCGGCGCCUUCAGCGCCCAGACCAGUACCACCGUCGUCGUUGGGGGGUUCGGGCCGCAGACCAUCACGACUGUCAGGGUGGGCAUGAACAGGUUCGGUGAUCUCGAACCCGCCGAGGUCGCCGCGCAGUUCACCGGGUUCAACAGCACCGGCUCCCAGCCCCCGCGUCCCACCUUCCUUCCUUACGACUCCGCGAAGCCGUGCUGCGUCGACUGGCGUUCCAGCGGCGCCGUCACCGGCGUCAAGUUUCAGGGCACUUGCUUGUCUUGCUGGGCGUUCGCUGCGGUGGCGGCGAUCGAAGGCAUGAACAAGAUCAGGACCGGGGAGCUGGUGUCUCUGUCGGAGCAGCAGCUGGUGGACUGCGACACCGGGAGCAGCGGCUGUGGUGGUGGCCGCGUGGACACCGCUCUGGACCUCGUGGCCGGCCGCGGCGGCAUCACGUCGGAGACGAAGUAUCCGUACAGCGGAUUCAACGGCAGGUGCGACGUCGAUAAGCUCCUCUUCGACCGCGACGUCGCCGUCAAGGGCUUCAAGGCCGUGCCCAUCAACGACGAGCGGCAGCUCGCGCUCGCCGUGGCGCGGCAGCCCGUCACGGUCUACAUCGACGCCAGCGAAUGGGAUUUCCAGUUCUACUCCAGCGGCAUCUACCGCGGCCCCUGCUCCGGCGACCCGGCCAAGGUCAACCACGCCGUCACCAUCGUCGGCUACUGCGAGGAGUUCGGCGAGAAGUUCUGGCUCGCCAAGAACUCGUGGAGCAACGACUGGGGUGAGCAGGGAUAUAUCAAGCUCGCCAAGGACGUGCCAUGGUCCACCGGCACCUGCGCCCUCGCCAGCUCCCCUUUCUAUCCCACUGCUUGA
This is a messenger RNA of Lolium rigidum, 1086 nucleotides long. Its product is annotated as ervatamin-B-like. The coding region runs from base 1 to 1086 and encodes 361 amino acids. Lineage: Eukaryota; Viridiplantae; Streptophyta; Magnoliopsida; Poales; Poaceae. Gene Ontology annotation, cellular component: lysosome. Gene Ontology annotation, molecular function: cysteine-type endopeptidase activity. The record is from RefSeq and is a predicted model, not a curated record. The transcript is spliced from 2 exons.